Manihot esculenta (cassava) is the source of this 2077-nucleotide messenger RNA. Its product is annotated as protein ROH1. The transcript has a single exon. The coding region runs from base 141 to 1472 and encodes 443 amino acids. NCBI's taxonomy places the organism in Eukaryota, Viridiplantae, Streptophyta, Magnoliopsida, Malpighiales, Euphorbiaceae. The record is from RefSeq and is a predicted model, not a curated record.
GUAAAAUGUUUAAUUAGCACAAUAAGUAAUAAAAUAAAAUAUAAAGUGUUAAAAUAAUCAAUAAAUGAAUAGCGACAUGCAAAUAGAAGCACUAAAAUUUGGGCAUAAAUUUCGUAAAGAUAUGGCCAACAUAGAAAUAGAUGGCAGUGAGAAUUGGUCUCAAUCCUGCACAAGCCAUGAGCUAUGCCUGUGGUUUCUCUGUUUUGGAUUCGACCUCUCAUUUUCUUUCUUCUUCUUCUCUUUAUCUAUCUUCUUUUAUUUUCUUUUGUAAUCUCUUGUGUCCUUUAUUUUAUUCAAAGUUUUUGGACAAUAUGCCUGGAACAGAGCCUCAGCCAUCCUUUCUUGGUAGAAUCAGCAUCCGCCGGAACCAGGUUAUGGACGUCAACUAUGAUUCAGAGCAAGAAGACCUCGAGCUUUUUCAGAGGAAUGUAGCUGAUCGCUUUACUGAUUUGUUAUCUCCAAUGGAUGAUGCAGCUUCCACUGAAACUCUGCUCUCUAUUUCAUGGCUGAGGAAACUUACAGAUGUUUUCUUGUGUUGCGAGGCUGAAUUCAAAGCUGUUUUUAUAAUGGGUCGUGACAAUUCGCAAAUUUGCAAGCCACCGAUGGAUCGUUUGAUUCCUGAACUCUUGGACAGAGCUGUUAAAGCUCUGGAUAUAUGUAAUGCUGUGUCUAGUGGGGUUGAAUCUGUGCGUCAGUAUGAGAAAUUCGCAGGAAUUGCAGUCUCUGCUUUGGAGCAGAAGCCAAUGGAUGAUGGCCAAGUAAAGCGAGCGAGGAAGGCUUUGAAUUCUUUGUUAACUGCGAUGAAUAUAGAUGAUAAGGAGAAAGAUUUUAAGGGUGCAGAUCGAACAGGGUCUUUUGGGAGGAGAGGAAAUACAAAUUCUGCUCAUAAGGAACAAGUACUAGGCUACUUUCGAUCUCUUUCGAUGAUCGUGGCUAAAAAUUGGUCUGCUUCUAAGCAGAUUCAGGCAAUGUGUUAUAAUCUUGUGCCUCCUCGAGGUGGAGAACCCACAGGACUUGCAUUGCCUGUUUAUGUAAUAAGCUGUGUUAUGGUACUUGUAAUGUGGGUUCUGGUGGCUGCUGUGCCUUGUCAAGAGAGGAGUGGAUUGGCGACGCAUUUUCAGAUUCCCAGGCACUUAACAUGGGCGCAUAGCAUGCUUGGGCUGCAAGAGAAGAUUUGGGAGGAGUGGAAGAAGAAGGAGAAAAAAGGGUCGAUGGGGUUGCUGGAAGAGAUACAGAGGAUGGAGAAAUUGACGAUGAGUUUGAUUGAAUUUGCUGAUGGGUUUCAGUUUCCAGGGGAGACGGAGAAGAUGGAGGAGGUGGAAGCUCAGGUGGCUGAGCUUGCAGAGAUUUGCAAGAAAAUGGAAGAAGGUUUAGUACCUUUGCAAACGCAAAUCAGAGAGGUGUUUCAUAGAAUUAUGAGGAGCAGAGCAGAGGUACUUGAAAUGUUGGACAAUGCAUCCAGGGUUUCUUAACCUACGACAUAACUUUGGGCACAAAGCUUUACUAAUUUUGUGCAAAAUUGGAGCCUUGAGCUUUGAAACCUUAGAAAUUUCCUGUUUCAAAUUGCUCAUGGGUUUGUGAACAUGUUCAUGUAGAACCUAAAACUUGGACUUAUGUAGGAUUUAUUUUUUAUUUUUCUGUUGAUUUGGCUCUUAUAGCAACUUUAACUCAGAAUUUAGGAUUUUGGGGACAACUCCAUUAUCACUUGGUGAUUUCAUAAUCUGUUUUCCAAGAGAAAUGAAAAUACCCAAGUUGAUGUUCUUGUACUUAGAGAGGAGAUAGUAGCAAAUUCUUCAUUCUGAAUUUGGAAUUAACUCCUUGGUCUUGUAUAAGGUAUGGAGUUUUGAGUUUGCACACUGGCUAUGACAAGAGGAUUUGAACUUUUCUCCACUUUCUUAACAUGAAAAUGAGAAAAUCUGAGAUAUGCCAAUGCCAUGGAUUAUUUGUUUCAGGACUUAGUUCAUAUAGCAAAAAAGUUAUUUGUUGCACAUCAGGAACUGAUUCCUUGAUUCUUUCUUUCUUUUUUCUUUCCUGCCAUGGAUAAAUUACAAGCUUUUUCACAUUAUCAUGUCAUGUU